CGCACGCCACUUCCCAAUGGAAAAAAAAUCUGCUCCUUAGCAAUCAUGAUGGCGAUAUUGAAACAUCUCCAUGAUGUGUCAGCCUUAUCCUGCUGGAGCCUUUUCCCAGGAUGAAUUCCCUAUGCCUUGUCUCUUCCUUGUUAUCGCCUUCUGGUCCACUUUUCCCUGUCGCCGCGCACAUGCAAAGGCAGAUAUCAGAAUCUUCGAAUCUAGUCUCUUGCCAGCUGUCCGUGCCAAUCUACUUGACACUUUGGGGUGUUGCUUGCCUCCACCACGUGCAAAUCAUGCAAAAAGCUAGGUCUUUAUCGACAGGGAGCACGCCAUUCAUUUGAUAUGAGCUCACUCCAUAUUCCAGAAGUUCCGUGCUCUUAUGACUCUUUUGUGGCUUUUUGAAUCUUCACCUCUCCUCGUCGCCCCCAAACCUUCUUUCAACCUCCUAGCAAGCACUCCUUACCUGUUGAGGGCGUGAUUCCGAAUCCUCACUGCAACUACUCCGUGUCCUUCGUCGAAUCUCAUUUUCCCCGGUCCCGAAGUCGAUGUGAUUGCUGGAAUCCUCACAUGAACCGCGACCAUAUGGCCGACGGACACCAUCUCGCGCCCGAAUCCGAGAGCAGCAGCAACAAUACCAGUUCUAAUCCAAGCCGAUCACACAGUCUCCGCGGGAAGAAUGCACAGAAAGCUUUUCACAAAGUCAAAUUUAUGACAGAUGCUCAUGGGGAGGAGGACGAUGCCGCACAGCUAGAGAACCGUCGCAGGAGGAGUAUCCCCGAGAUACGACUUGCAGAGUCAGAAGAUGUCGCCGACAAUCCCAUCAGCCCACCCCCUUCAGAUUAUGUAGGACGGACAAAUGCUGCUGCUGCUCUGGCACAGAGCCGUGCCAGCCGACUAGCCCAAAGAUUGAGCAACUCACAUGUCGGCGCUGGCAAGUCGAACUCCGGGUCGAACACUCCUCUGAUGGGAAAUCAACAAGGUUAUGCAUCACCCAACACUUCUCCGCCGACUAAGCCACUGCGCGACUGGCUUGUUAACAUUGACGACAUCCCAAUGGCCACCCUUGAUAAGGACAAAAGGCCAUAUACGAUACACGACACGACGACCGAUGAUGACGAUUCCGAUAUCGAGAAACCCAAACCCCUCAAGCGCGAUGAUGAAAAUGUCGCAGAAGCAAGACGUCUUCUUAGGACAUUGACCAACGGCCACACCCACGGCCAUCAUGACUCGAGAUGGCAGGCUCAACCAAGGUCAGGCACAGAAACGCCGGCCGUUGAUAAAAAUUUGCACGACGUGGAUUACGUCCCGCCUCCCGAUGACUAUCGUCCCGGCGUCUUCGGCGCCAUUCUUUCUUCCAAGCUUGCUGACCUGCAACGUGGUGGUGUCACUCAUCCGAAAUACCAGGACGACAUCUUCUCACACGAGGAUGGCAGGAAUGGCCCAAGAGAUAGCCUCCCUGACCAUUCUCGAGCAAAUUCGGAUACGUAUGACUCCUCCCGCGCGUCUUCGGGCGGGGCGACUCCUUCAGGCAGAUUGACUCCCUCUAAAAGACCCAAGUGGUACGACAAAUCUGCGAAUCAUUCCAUGACAUCAAUGGCCACCCUGGUAGCAUCUGCAUCCGCAGCCUCAGCAGCACCUGCAGUCCCAGGGACUAGCGCUCACGUCCCACGGCCGCAACGGCCACACCUACCCCGUUCAAAAUCAUCCAGCAGCAUGAUAGCCACUGCUGUGGACAUGAUCAAACACCCAGGAAAUCACUUCAACCAUAAAUCCGAACAGAUACUACGAGCCGAAGAAGAACGCGUCAUCCACGACGUAGCCGAGAUCAUUGCCUGCCGCAAGUACCUCAAGAAACUUGCUCGAUGUUUGAUGGCCGUGGGCGCCCCUUCUCAUCGUCUCGAAGAGUACAUGAAAACUUCGGCACGAGCCUUGGGCAUCGACGGCGACUUCCUGUAUCUGCCAGGGUCCAUGCUGGUCUCGAUCAACGACAGAGUUACUAUGAGCACCGAGGUCACCUUGGUCCGAGAAACGCAGAACGUCGAUCUCGGAAAAUUCAAGGACGUCUUCGAGGUGUACAAAUGUGUGAUUCAUGGGAAAUUGACUGCGCAAGAGGGCCUCGACGAGCUCGAAGACAUUUUGAGGAGUCCUAAACGAAUCAGGACGAUUUUCCAGAUUCUGGCGUUCGGCAUUGCCGCCAUCUCAGUUGGACCGUUUGCUUUCUCUGCCCGGCCUGUCGACUUUGGGCCAAGUUUUAUCCUUGGUUGCACAUUGGGCUUCUUACAGCUUGUCGUGGUAACCCGUUCAUCACAGUUCUCACACGUCUUCGAGGUGCUGGCCACCGUCAUCAUAUCUUUCGCCGCUCGGGGUCUAGGCUCGAUUUAUCACAACGGCCACCCUGUUUUCUGCUUUUCCGCAAUCGCCCAGAGCAGUAUUGCAUUGAUCCUGCCUGGAUACACGGUACUCUGUGCAGCUCUGGAGUUGCAAAGCAAGAACCUCGUUGCCGGUUCUGUGAGAAUGGUUUACGCAAUCAUCUACUCAUUGUUUCUUGGGUUCGGAAUUUUGAUCGGGACAGUAUUAAUGGGAGUCAUGUAUGAGGGCGCUCAAAGCUCCGUGACUUGCGACACGCCUGACUGGUGGGAUACGAGCGUGCCCAGCUACAAGCUGAUCUAUGUCAAGUUCAUAUGGGUGCCCAUAUUUGCUGUCUGCUUAGCGAUCAUCAACCAAGCGAAAUGGCGCCAAGUGCCCGUCAUGACUCUUAUUGCCAUGGCGGGUUAUCAAGCGAACUUCUGGGUGUCUCAACACCUGUCAAACAACAUCCAAGUCGCCAAUGCCAUCGGCGCCUUCGUGAUCGGAUGCAUGGCGAACUUGUACAGCCGAUUUUUCCGCGGCCUCGCCGCUGCAGCCAUGUUGCCCGCCAUCUUCGUCCAGGUGCCCUCGGGCCUUGCGGCGAGCGGGAGUCUCGUAGCCGGAAUCACGAGCGCAAAUCAAAUCACACACAAUGCCACGGGGAUCAGCGUCAUCAACAACGGCACGGCAGGUUUCCAGCAAGCACAGGACAGCUCCACUACAGUAUAUUCCGGGACGAUAUUCAACGUCGGGUACGGGAUGGUGCAGAUUGCCAUUGGGAUUAGCGUUGGAUUGUACUUGAGCGCGUUGGUCGUUUAUCCCAUUGGGAAGAGGAGGAGCGGACUGUUUAGUUUUUGAGCGAGCUGCAUAAGCGAAGAGUGCCCGCUACGAGUACUUGGUCUCUCUUGAUCCACUACGAUAGAGGAGACUAAUACGAGUACUCCGUAUUGAUGAAGAUCUUGACCUUUUGCCCCAAGGAUACGUCCUGUAGUUCGACACAAGAGGAUGUACGUGCGUGAUUCAUGAACGCUGACGAGCGACGACAAACAAAAGCCUGCAGCUAAACCAGCUAUCGUACGAGUAGGAUUCUUGACUAGUUUACCUGGUUGGUCACCUCAAGAAGGACUCGCGGUAUCAGGCCGGGCGACUCAACGACGGAGUACUAAGCUUCCUGUAGUGUCUGGGGUAGCUUCUAGUGCUUUUGUAGGCAGCUCGGCUGCCGAAAUUCUUCACAAAUCUCUAGUAGUCGUAGUCGAGUAUUCAAACAGGACACGUGCGGCUGCUUGUGCCGUCUACUUGUCCAGAGCGCGCGCAUAAC
Exophiala xenobiotica is the source of this 3655-nucleotide messenger RNA. RefSeq lists its product as uncharacterized. NCBI's taxonomy places the organism in Eukaryota, Fungi, Ascomycota, Eurotiomycetes, Chaetothyriales, Herpotrichiellaceae. The record is from RefSeq and is a predicted model, not a curated record. Gene Ontology annotation, molecular function: transmembrane transporter activity. The transcript is spliced from 6 exons. Gene Ontology annotation, biological process: transmembrane transport. Bases 559 to 3195 code for a protein of 878 amino acids.